Molecule: messenger RNA, 1658 nt
Organism: Brachypodium distachyon (stiff brome)
Lineage: Eukaryota; Viridiplantae; Streptophyta; Magnoliopsida; Poales; Poaceae
Product: egg cell-secreted protein 1.3-like
Exons: 2
Coding region: 176-628 (150 amino acids)
Biological process (GO): double fertilization forming a zygote and endosperm
Source: RefSeq, a predicted model, not a curated record
CCGUAUUGAUUAGGGUCACUAACAUGGCCCUCCCACGACGUUCUGAGUUGAAACUUAAUUAAACCCUUUCGCUUACCUGAGCGUUACUACUCGCCUCUUGUAUAAACAUACACGAUGUCCACCCAUUCAUCAGCAUCGUUCUCGCCCACUAUAUCGCCAACCAAGAUUCAGGAGCAUGGCAUCACCGUCCUCCAUGGCUUCUCCCCGCGCUUCCCUCCCCGUGUCGCUCCUGGCGGUGGUGUUGCUCGCGGUCGACACCGUGUCGGCAGGCGCUCAGCCACCAACGACGACAACGGUGAUGACAGCGGCGGCGGAAGGACCGGUCUUCCUUGCAGCAGCGGGCCUCGCGGAGCGGCUGGGCGGCGGCGAGGGGCAGCAGCAGUACUGCUGGGAAUCGCUGAUGGAGAUCAGGUCGUGCACGGGGGAGAUCGUCCUCUUCUUCCUCAACGGCGAGGCGUACCUGGGUCCUGGCUGCUGCCGCGCCGUCCGCGCCAUCGAACGGCUCUGUUGGGCCGCCGACGCCAUGCUGUCCGUCAUCGGGUUAACCCCGGAGGAAGGGGACAUGCUCAAGGGCUACUGCGACGACGACGGCCAGGGGCACCACACGGCAGCGCCGCCGCGCGCCUGAUCACCGUGCUCUUGACGGUAUAAUCCCCACUGGCGCCGGUGCCGUGGCUGCUUCUUCGGUGGUGGGAAGGAAGGGACUUGGUUUGCCGUUCGAUUGUUAGAUUACGUACGUCACGUUGCAGUGUUUUUCGGCGUGUGUUCUGUGUGUCGUGUCCACGUCCAGCUGAGGUUCAAAAGAUUAAAUGUGGAGUGUCUAGUGCUCUUCCACGAGCAAAGCUUUAUCAUGUAUUGUAGAUCAAUUGCUUCCUGACACUGCCUCCGUUCAGAAAUGGAUUAUGUUCCCUAAAAAAAACAGGAUUAUGGUUCUGAUGGAGGGGGCAGUAAAUCUUUACCAAGUCUGAGUGGGGAGGAUGGAUCUGGAGCUUCCUUUGCUACUAAAGUAAUGGGUGUUCAAGGUGCCCCAUUGGCUCUGAUGGAAAUUCAACAAUCUGAUGAGGAGGGAGAUGAAGUGUUGGGAGCUGAGAAUGAAGCUGGGGGUGAAGAAGAAGAUGCCAAGGAAGGGGACCUGAGAAGAAGCUUGAGAUUGGAGAGGCUGGGGACAACUGAUGACAAGGUGGAAGAUAGAGCUAUUCGUAAUGCAAGAGUGAGGAACCUGGAAAUACCCAAAGAAAGGCGAUUUGAAGGAGGUGCUUCAUGGCGGCUCGCGGCAGCUGUGGCGAGUCUCGGCUGAAGUCUUCCAUCGCUCGUUGGGCUGGGCUCCGGUGUCGCUUCAUCUGACAACAUAAGCUUUCAGGUGGCGAUAGGAGAUGUCAUGCAGUGGAUCCACGCCUUAGCUCUCUCUGGUUUCUUAGCUGUAGUCUGAGGUUGUAGUAGUUUGAAUUUGCUUCAUUAGGGAGCUGUUCAUGGUGGGAGCAACGGCACUGCAGCUGUUCUGUUAAAAUGCUGAGUUGUCUGUUGUGUCCAGAGGUAUUUCCAGCACUGUUUUAUUGGGAUAUUUAUGUAAGACACUCAUGGUUUCCUUUAAUGAAGCCGGAGGUAUAUCCUCUGUUCUAAAAAAAAGGAUUAUGUUUUAUAGAAUCUAUGAUGCCAAA